GUAGAGACUGGUCCUCUUCAUCAACCAUGGAAACACUCUCCACCUUCUAUUUUAAAAAAAAAAAAAAAAUUCCAAAACACUCAAUUUUCUCUUUUUCUUUUGCCUCUUCUGUGUAAAAUCUAAGAUCAUUUAUAAGAAAGGAAGACUUCAUUGUCACCCACUCACCUAACAAAGAGCAAUCAGAAAAGGAAAAAAAAAGGGGGCGAAAAUGAUGAAGAAAGGAAAGGGAAUUUUAAUCCCUAAUUUGAAGCUCUCUCUUUCUCCUCCUGCACCUGACAAUUCCUUCGCUAAAUUCUUAACACAAAGUGGUACGUUCAAAGACGGUGAUCUCCUCAUCAACAAGGACGGAAUUCGAAUUCUCUCUCAAUCCGAGCAUGAACUUCCUUCGCUAAUUAAGCCAUCAGAAGCUGAAUCUGACAAUCGGUUGAAUUUGGAAGAUAUGGAUACGAUUAAAGUUGUUGGAAAAGGUAAUGGUGGAAUUGUGCAAUUGGUCCAACACAAAUGGACUCUCCAGUUCUUUGCAUUAAAGGUUAUUCAAAUGAACAUCGAGGAGUCGGCUCGCAAGCAGAUAGCAAAAGAACUGAAAAUAAACCAAUCCUCUCAGUGUCCAUAUGUUGUUGUUUGUUACAAGUCUUUCUUUAACAACGGUGCCAUUUCGAUCAUCUUGGAGUAUAUGGAUGGAGGAUCCUUAGCAGAUUUUCUGAAAAAGGUUAAAUCCAUUCCCGAACCGUAUCUUGCUGCAAUAUGUAAGCAGGUGCUCCAGGGCUUGAUCUAUCUUCAUCACGAAAAACACAUUAUCCAUCGCGACUUAAAGCCGUCUAACCUGUUAAUAAAUCAUAGAGGAGAAGUCAAGAUUACUGACUUUGGUGUUAGUGCAAUAAUGACAAGCACCUCGGGACUAGCAAGCACUUUUGUUGGAACGUACAACUAUAUGUCGCCUGAGAGAAUUAUUGGUGGUAAUUAUGGCAAUAAAAGUGAUAUUUGGAGCUUGGGGCUAGUGUUGCUUGAGUGUGCAACUGGUGAGUUCCCGUAUUCCCCACCCGACCAGGCGGAAGGAUGGACAAAUUUUUAUGAGCUCAUGGAACAAAUUGUUCAACAACCACCACCUUCUGCACCUUCAAAUAAUUUUUCUCCCGAGUUUUGCUCGUUUAUUUCUGCAUGUGUACGAAAGGACCCGAAAGAAAGAAAGUCGGCACCCGAAUUGCUGGCACUUCCAUUCUUGAACAUGUACAAUGACUUGGACGUGGACCUCUCGUCUUACUUCAACAACUCCGGAUCGCCACUCGCACAACUUUAGAACUUAAGUGGGUUCAGGCUCCAGAAAUAGCCGAUCGGACUUGAAAGAAUGUCAACAAAACCCAAAGUUUUAGAACUACAGACGAUUUUUAGUUCUCGUUGUCACUAAAGUGCAGGACUUAUUCGAGCAGCCGUCAUGAUGGCAAGGCCCGAAAUUAAGCAUCAAAGAAAAUAAAAAAAGUUCCACUGCCAGAUGAGUCGAAUAUCGGAUCGGAGGUACAACUUAUUGCUGUGUGUUAAUAUUCCCAUAUUUGAAAGAUAAUGUUGUGUGUUAGCCAUAUUCUGGUUGAUUCUUGGAUGAAGAAUAAAUUUGACAAUCUUUGUAGCAACAAUGUGUAUGGAUGUAUUGUUAGGACGUAGGGUUUUAACCUCAAAGAGCUGCUUGACUGCAAAACAUGUAAAAAUCAUCAAAUCCAUGGUAUUAUAUGCCAAUCAACUUUGCCUUUUCUUCUA
Molecule: messenger RNA, 1749 nt
Organism: Gossypium raimondii (Peruvian cotton)
Lineage: Eukaryota; Viridiplantae; Streptophyta; Magnoliopsida; Malvales; Malvaceae
Product: mitogen-activated protein kinase kinase 2
Exons: 9
Coding region: 209-1297 (362 amino acids)
Biological process (GO): protein phosphorylation
Cellular component (GO): cytoplasm
Molecular function (GO): ATP binding; protein serine/threonine kinase activity
Source: RefSeq, a predicted model, not a curated record